UCUAGUGUGAGAGGGUUUUGGGUUGGGGUUUGCAAAUUGCAAUUGCAUAGUUUGAGAGGUAUAAUGAAUUCAUUCAUGUGUUCAUCAUAAACGGAAACUCCCUCACUCAACUCUUAACCAACAUUAUCCCAUUCCCAAUGAAGGUUUAGCAUCACACACACAAUCUUGUAAGUCUAUUUUCCUUUUCGCUUAAUAUACUUCAUUUUUCUGUGAAGAAUUAUUGAUUUCAUUUCAUGGAGCCUAAACAAUUAUUGCUUUCUUCUUCACCCAAACUCUCUUUUUUAUCAUCAUCUUCUACCCCUUUAUCAUUCUUCAUCUCAAAUAAACUUCCUUUUCUUCAAAAACCUAACCUUUCUCUCAAACUUCAUUCCUCCCUCCAAAAAUCCCAAUUUUUCGGAACCAAUUUGCGUUUGUUUCAGUCUGAAUCAUCGCAUUUCGGUGGGCCCAGAUUUCAAUUUGUGCCUAUAAGAGCAGCCGUGAAGAGAAGGAAAGAGCUUCCAUUUGAUAAUGUCAUACAAAAAGACAAGAAGCUCAAAUUUGUUCUCAAGGUGAGGAAAUUACUAGUGAGUACACCUAAUAGGGUUAUGUCUCUUCAAGAACUAGGUAAGCAUAAAAGAGAAUUAGGGUUAGACAAGAAGAGAAGAUUAAUUGCAGUUUUGAGGAAAUUUCCUGCUGUGUUUGAGAUUUUGGAAGAAGGGUGUUACUCUCUUAAAUUCAAAAUGACUUCUGAGGCUGAAAGGCUUUAUCUUGAGGAAUUGAGGGUUAGGAAUGAAAUGGAAGAUGUGGUAGUUACAAAACUUAGGAAAUUGUUGAUGAUGUCGUUGGAAAAACGGAUUUUGUUAGAGAAAAUUGCACACUUGGCAAAUGAUUUGGGACUUCCGAGGGAAUUUCGCGACACCAUUUGUCAUAGAUAUCCACAGUAUUUCAAAGUUGUUGAGACUGAAAGAGGCCCUGCACUUGAAUUAACACAUUGGGAUCCUCAGCUUGCUGUUUCUGCAGCCGAGCUAUCUGCAGAGGAAAAUCGAAUUAGGGAGAUGGAAGAGCAGAACUUGAUCAUAGACAGGCCUGCUAAAUUCAACAGAGUUAAGCUUCCUAAGGGUCUUAAUCUUUCCAAGGGUGAGAUGAGGAAGAUAAUGCAGUUCAGAGACUUGGCAUAUGUAUCGCCUUACUCGGAUUUCUCAAUGCUUGGUUCUGGAUCGCCGGAGAAAGAGAAGCAUGCCUGUGGCGUUAUUCAUGAGAUUUUGAGUCUUACACUUGAGAAGCGAACUCUUGUUGAUCAUUUCACUCAUUUUCGAGAGGAGUUUAGAUUCUCUCAGCAAUUGAGAGGGAUGUUGAUAAGGCACCCUGAUAUGUUUUAUAUAUCUUUGAAAGGAGACAGGGAUUCUGUGUUCCUUAGGGAAGCAUAUCGAAAUUCAGAGUUGGUAGACAAGGAUAGAUUGUUACUUAUAAAGGAGAAACUUCGCUCUCUGGUUAAUGUUCCACGAUUUAUUAAGGGUAGGGGUGCUGGUCGCACAAGAGUUGGAGAUGGCAUGGAAGAGAAUGAUAUUGAUAGCAGACAAGAUCAAAGGGGUGAAGAGGAACGAGAAUGGUCAGAUGCUGAUGAUUUUGUGAGUGAAGAUGAUGACGGCGACGAUGAUGCUGAUGAUGACUGGAUUGAUGAUGAUGAUGAUGAUGAUGAUACUCCACCAGAUUUUGAUGAGGAGGAAACUGGAACAUUGGUGAUUGAAAAGGGAAAGACAAUAAUACAAGUUCAAGAUGCAAGAAAGAAUAAUGAAAAGAAGGUCCUUGUUCCAACACUCCAUGAUGGUCGUCCUAGAGAACGGUGGUAAUCUUUAAAAGGCUUUUAAGCUCAAGCUCAGAAUUUUCCAUGAAAGAAAGCAUUUGGCUGAUUAAUUUGUUGUGGUGGAUACUUUAGGAAAUGUGUUUGCCUCCACUAUCUUGAAAGAAUAUGAACAUCCUUCUUUGACCAUCCAUCAUGGUUCUUGAAUUUUCUCUUAAACAACAAAGGAGAUAUUAUGUUGAUAUGUUCAACUCAAACCGAAAUGUCCAACUGAUGUAGAUUUGACUAUAUAUCUGUUGCUUGCUUUACUGUAUAAUAGAUUGAUGCUUCUUAGAAAGUAUUGUCUUUGAAACUUAUAUUUGAACAGCCAAGUGGAAUGAAUGAUUUAAUUAAUUAAGCAAAAGGUUCAAUUGAGUGAUAUUUGUUGCUGCA
Molecule: messenger RNA, 2212 nt
Organism: Cicer arietinum (chickpea)
Lineage: Eukaryota; Viridiplantae; Streptophyta; Magnoliopsida; Fabales; Fabaceae
Product: protein WHAT'S THIS FACTOR 1 homolog, chloroplastic
Molecular function (GO): RNA binding
Source: RefSeq, a predicted model, not a curated record